AUGCAGUUCAGCUGUUUCCGAGUCGAAUUGAUGAUGAUGAUAAUGAGUCGCCACGUGCUGCUGUGCGUGCUGGCCCUUGCGCUGUGCUGCGGCUGCAGCGGCGUGGUGGUGGCCUCCGCGGGGGUUUCGCUCAGUCGGGAUGAUGCGCUGGAGAAAAAGGCUGAGGAUGCAUUGGAGAAAGCGCGAGUGUCGUAUCGGUCUGCAUUGGAGCAAGUGGGGAAAGCCGAUGCGGCGGUGAAGAAGGCUUUGGCGGCUGAGGUCGAGGCGAGCCUGGCGGCACUGACCGCGGAGGCCGAGGGGCGUCAAAGGCGUGUUUCAGUCGGGACGGAGCAACGCGUUAUCAGUGCGGUGAAAAACGCCAAGGCUGCCGCGGCGGAAGCAGAGUUGUCUCGACAAAGUGCUGAGGUUUUUUCCGAGAUUGCCCAUAGAAAGUUGGAUAUCAUCACUGGUUCGAUCGAUGGGGCCAAUCGUUCGCUACGACUAAGCAAAAAAACCCUUGUAGGCCUUGCGGGGGCUGUGGAGAAGGCUAAAGAGGCGGAGGCGACCGCAAGGGCGGUCCUGGAUGAUAUUAAACAGGACAGGGUACGUGCCGAGACGGCGGCGGAGGGUGUCAUACAGGCGGCGGCGAAGACAUUGCGGGAGCUGGAGGAGGUGAGGCUUGCCGCGCGAGCUGUGUCCGAUGCGCCCAGCGGCGGUGCGCCCACUGCCACUGAGAGCAACCGCGAAGGCAGUGCUACCCCAAUUGCAGACAACCGCGCCGUCUCACCCUCCGUCGAUGGUGCCAGCACUGACGCACAGCAACCGACCGCAGUGGAAACGCCGACAGCUGCAGCGGCA
Molecule: messenger RNA, 837 nt
Organism: Trypanosoma grayi
Lineage: Eukaryota; Euglenozoa; Kinetoplastea; Trypanosomatida; Trypanosomatidae
Exons: 1
Source: RefSeq, a predicted model, not a curated record